Molecule: messenger RNA, 3753 nt
Organism: Closterium sp. NIES-65
Lineage: Eukaryota; Viridiplantae; Streptophyta; Zygnematophyceae; Desmidiales; Closteriaceae
Source: the annotation of a GenBank genome assembly
CAAAUGGCAGCGCUGCUGCGUGUGUUCAACGGGUACGGGCCGCGCAGCACCACCAACCUGACCUACUGGGGAGUGGCGGGGUGUGCCAAUAACGACAGCUUGAUUCGAUACAAAGACGCCACCACCGCCAUGGGAUUGGAUUACCUCACCCUAGGGACAUUGCUCAUGCUCGUGCAGGAUAGCGAAAGGGCACUGGUGGAGCACAUUACAGGCAUGGUCAUCAAGUCACCUCUGGGGCUGCCCUCGCCUCGCAAGCCGCACUACAUCGUCAACUUUCUCCCCGGAUACGCCUACGUCGCCGAUCUCGAGGCCUUCAUCGAUUUCUCCGCCAUGGUCUCCCCGUCACUCCUCUCCUCCAUUCUCGGUGGCAACUCCGUCUCGUUGCCGCCUGUCUUUUUCAACGGCGACCUGGGUGUGGGCACUGUGAUCGUGGUGCCUAUAUUCCGCCAUCUCGUCCCCGAGAACGCAACACUGGAGCAGCGGAGGGCGAGUGUGAGUCCCACCGCAUGGGUCGACCUCAGCUAUAUGGGCAACGAGCUGCAAGACGUCCUUCACCUGCUGCAUAACGACAGCAGCGCGAGCUCCUAUUCUAUCGCCCUGUACGACACCACCGACCCGCAGCAGCCCAUUCAGGUGCUUGGCCCUGAUCCAGUCAAGCUGGAGAGUGGGUCCCUCUUCCCGUAUGUGCUGCCCGGCCCUGUCGUGCCUUACCCCAAGCACAUCGAGCGUUUUCCUGAGGACUUGCUCGGCCGCAAAUAUGAGGCGCACUGCAGGUUUGAGGGCCCCUACCCCAGGUGGGACCUGGUUGUUGCUCCCAUGCUGCUGGGAUUGCUGGUGCUUCUGGUGGCUGUGUUAAUUUCCACUGUGAUUUUGGUUCUGGCAUGGAAGCAGCGGCAGAUGGAGGAGGGGGUGAGGGAGAUGCAGCUUUGCACGGCAGCGUUGGAGAGAGCUGAGAAGUCCAAGAGUGAGACCGUGGCCAAUACGUCCCAUGAGCUGCGCACGCCGCUCAUAGGCGUGAUAGGCAUGAUUGAGGAGUUAUUGGAAUCCUCAUUGGAGGAGUGGCAACGUGAGGACCUAAGGGUCGCGAGGGCGUGUGCGGGCGAGACGGUGGAGCUCAUCAACCGAGUGUUGGACCUCGCCAAGCUGCAGGCAGGACGGCUGCAACUCGAGACUCUCCCCUGCUGCCUGCACAGCAUUGUGCACGAGGCAACUUCAGCCACUUCUGCCCCUUCAGCAGUUGAUGAACCGAUAGCACCGGGAAAGAACCUGCAAGUGACAUGCCACGUGGAGGAGAGUGUGCCGGAUGUCCUCAUGGGGGAUCCUACUCGCCUGGCGCAAGUCGUUGGAGAGCUCACAGCCCACGCCACGCGCAACGCUGCUGCUGCUGGCUGUGUGGCCUUCCAAGACAGCUGCAUCCGUCCCCCACUUCUCUUUGAGUCGACUCAGAAAUCGCCACCCCACGCCGUGAGCAACGCUGCUAGUGGCCGGGUGUCCUUCCACGUCUGCUGCAUCCCUCCCCCGCCUCUUUUUGAGUCGACUAAUAACUGUGUCUGUCUGGCUGUCCCCUUAAACCGACUCUCCCAUGCAGCCCACGCUCUGUCUGCUUGUGUGCGCCGCUUCCCACCUUCCACCCAUCUGGCACGCCUGCCUCAGCGCCACAUUGCAAGAGGCAACAGGGGGGGGGCAGGGCAGGCAGGGGGCUCUUCUGAGCCGCCUCACAAGUCGCCCCUCACCCACCUCUCGCGUUUUCGCCGGCGCAUGGGCGCUUCAGGCACAGGGGGUUCAAAGAAAGCAAGCGGGAAGGAGGGCGAGGAGGGGGAGGAGGCACAGGGUGGGAGUGGGCAUGGGCGGUUGGAGGAGGAGGUGAGGGAGUGGGUGGAGGGAGUGUGUGCGGCAAGAGAGGAGGGAGAGUGGAUCGUGGUGAUGUCGUGUGAAGACUCGGGUGGUGGUAUACCACCCGAGGAGCUGCGGUGGGUGCUGGAUCCGUACGGGGACUCGCACCACGCUGCAGCUGCAGCACACUCCUCCUCUCAUGCUCCUGAGGCUGCUGCUGGUUCCGGUGGCGGUGAUGGCUACCAAGAGGAUGACCAAGGCAUCAAGGAUACGUUCUUCCCCCACCUCUUCAGUCGCCGGGGCAGCAGGGCAGCAGCAACUGCCACUCUCACGCACGACCAGAGGUCCGCUGCCCGCCCCCGCUGGACGCCCUACCCCGUCCGCUUCCUGCUCUCCACCGCGCUAGUGGCUGAGAUGAGGGGAGACAUGGCAGUGCUGUCACACGCCGCCACAGGCACCACCAUUCUGCUGGCUCUGCCCAUGGGGGGAGGGGAGGACAGCGGCAGCUUCGAGGAUUGGGGGGGAGAUGAGGAGAGUGGGGGUGAAAGGGAUGGGUGUGGGUCAGGGAGUGACGGGGAGUCUGUGGAAUUUGCGAGUGCUGCAAUGCCAGGCGUGCUGGGAUCUGGUCAGGAGCAGGGACCUGGGCAGGAGCAGGAACGUGGGCAGGAGCAGGGACCUGGGCAGGAGCAGGCAAGCCUGCAGCAGUAUCCAUCUGUGCAGCAGCAGCAGCAGCAGCAGCAGCCCCAGCAAGCAUCUGUGCAGCAGCAGGAACCUGGGCAGCAGCAGGCACCUGGGCAGCAGCAGGCACCUGGGCAGCAGCGGGCAGCACGGGCGCGCUCUCACCCCAAGCCACCAACUGGCAUGUUCGAAUCCGUAAAGCGUACAGGAGAGGCGGACAGGGUAUCGCCAGCAGUGGCGGCAGCGCCACCAGAGGAGGGGGUGUUUCCACCACGGUCGCAUUCGCUCCCGAAACCCCGCUCCCACAGGGACGGCAUGGGAGACGCUGAGGGGGGGCAGGUUCGUGCAGGGGCGGCGUGUGAAACUGUAUCAGGCCGGCAGAUAACGCGAGCACAAUCUCUCCAACAGCUGCACAAGCUGCACACGGAGCGUGCAGCAGGGGAGGCGGAGGGGUUGGUGAGAGCAGCAGUGGCGGGGCGGGGCGUGGCGGUGGUGGAUGACAACGCGGUGAACCGCAUGGUGGCAAGGAGAACGCUGCAGGGCUACGGGGCGAAUGUGCUGCUGCUCCCCUCCGGGGAGGAGGCGCUGCAGGCGCUCUCUGAUGCUGCGUCCUCCCCGCCCAUCCAGCUGUUGCUGCUCGACCUCCACAUGCCGCCCGGCAUCGACGGAUUUGAGACGGCUCGUCAGAUCCGAGCAAUGGAGAGGGCACAGUGUAGCAAGAGCAGCAGCAAGGCAGCCCAGAUGCCAGAGGGAGACAAUGCUGCCACUGAUGCAGCAGCAGCAGCAACAGCAGCAGCAGAAACAGCAGCAGUGGCAGCAGCAUGUGCAACUGAUGCAACCACUCACGAGCGCCUUUGUAUCAUAGCAUUGACAGCUGACUUGGAUGUAGGCGUGAAGCGAGCGUGCUUGGAGGCCGGGAUGGAUGGGGCAGUGAGGAAGCCGAUUGUGGCUCAGGAGCUGCUCUCAGCGCUCAUAACAGCCGGCGUGGCACUGGCUGCUGGCUUGGAUGUGGGAGUGCAGCAAGCAUGCUUAGAGGCAGGGAUGGACGGGGCGAUGAGUGGUGAUGAGUGGGUGCUGUUGGGAGAGCAGUGGAGUGGGCCUUUGCUGGGGGUGUUUGUCUGGUAUGACAAUCAGGUGGUGCUGUUUGUGUCACUUAGUGAGUGCUCGAAAGUGACACAACCAGGACCCUUGCCGGGAGUGUUUUCGUUCUGGUAUGACAGCAACGACCUGGUUACCACAUGA